Eurypyga helias (sunbittern) is the source of this 600-nucleotide messenger RNA. RefSeq names its product parafibromin-like. Gene Ontology annotation, cellular component: Cdc73/Paf1 complex. The record is from RefSeq and is a predicted model, not a curated record. The annotation marks the transcript as partial. Gene Ontology annotation, biological process: positive regulation of transcription elongation by RNA polymerase II; transcription elongation by RNA polymerase II. The transcript has 6 exons. Lineage: Eukaryota; Metazoa; Chordata; Aves; Eurypygiformes; Eurypygidae. Gene Ontology annotation, molecular function: RNA polymerase II complex binding.
CAACCUCCUCAAGUAUAGACAGAAGUGCUCCCCUUGAAAUUGGUCUUCAGCGGUCCACUCAAGUUAAAAGAGCAUCAGAUGAAAUAUUAGCAGAAGCAAAGAAACCAAGAAUAGAGGAUGAAGAGUGUGUGCGCCUUGACAAGGAGCGGUUGGCAGCUCGGUUGGAAGGACAUAAAGAAGGUAUUGUGCAAACGGAGCAGAUCAGGUCCUUAUCUGAAGCCAUGUCAGUGGAAAAAAUUGCUGCUAUCAAAGCAAAAAUUAUGGCAAAGAAAAGAUCCACUAUCAAAACUGAUCUGGAUGAUGACAUAACUGCUCUUAAACAGAGAAGUUUUGUUGAUGCUGAAGUGGAUGUCACCAGAGAUAUUGUCAGCAGGGAGAGAGUAUGGAGGACAAGAACUACAAUCUUACAAAGCACAGGCAAGAACUUUGCCAAGAAUAUUUUUGCAAUUCUUCAGUCGGUAAAAGCUAGAGAAGAAGGCAGAGCACCUGAGCAAAGACCUGCACCAAACACAGCCCCAACGGAUCCCACUUUACGAAAUAAGCAACCUAUUCCAGCUGCUUACAACAGAUACGAUCAGGAAAGAUUCAAAGGCAAAGAGG